Molecule: messenger RNA, 804 nt
Organism: Parasteatoda tepidariorum (common house spider)
Lineage: Eukaryota; Metazoa; Arthropoda; Arachnida; Araneae; Theridiidae
Source: RefSeq, a predicted model, not a curated record
AUGGGCUUUACCAAAUCACUCUUAAACCACAAAAUAGAAAUUUUUCUCUGGACAUACAAGUUUUUGAUCAGCAGUCUAUUUGAGGUACAAUUCCUAGACUUAAAAGAGGACCGUGGAAUAAGGAAUUAUAUAAGAAACAGAUAUGGAUUGCUGAUUACGGAGAAGGUUCACGAUAAAGAACUGUUAAUUGGUGCCGACUUUUGUGGACAGCUUUUCACUGGAAACAUGGAACGUCUUCAAUGUGGGUUGAUUGCCUGUGAAACUCAUUUAGGCUGGCUUGUUAUGGGCAGAACCACCAAUGAUUCUUGCGACCCAUUACGCACUAAUGCUUCUGUGAGUAUCACCAUGUUAAUUCAUAGUGAUAAAAUAGAACACUUUUGGGACAUGGAAGUUUUAGGAAUCAAAGAUCCUGUUGAAAAGGCACCAAAAGAAGAAGAAGUGAUGAAAUUUUUCAACGAUACCUUGUCAACUGAUAUUGAUGGGCGCUAUAUGGUUAAAUUACCCUGGACAGACAAUGCUGAUCUUCCGGAUAACCGAAUCAUUGCCGAAAAAAGACUUCUUUCCACCACAUCCAAGUUAAUUUCUUCAGGAAGAUAUUUAGCCUAUGAGUCAGUUUUCCAAGAAUGGGAAAGGGAUCAAAUAAUAGAAGUGGUUCCUGAUGAAGUUCCGAAGGGGAGGUGUCAUUAUCUUCCUCACAGAGGAGUUUUUAAGGAACAUUUGACAACUAGAGUAAGACCAGUAUUUGACACCGCAAGUAAAGAAAAGGGCAAAUUUUCUCUCAACGACUGUUUAGACAGGGUUUGA